GUCCACAUUGAGUUGAAAUAGAUGUACUUUCUCUUCUAAGAAAAUGACUGCUGGACAUUACAAAGCGAUGCGAUGAUCGACCCAUAGUUCCUCGUUUAUUUCAACAAUACAUUGAUUUACUGGAAUAUCAAUCAGUUCAUAAUGUAACUUAAGAAGGAAGGAGAUCAAUAUACAAACUUGGGUUUUUCUUAACGAUCGAUAUUUGGCCGCAAUCUCGGCAAUUAUUGCUCACUAAUCAGCGGAAAGCGAAACGACUUUUCAAAGUCACGACAUGUCGGCAUCACGGCGGGGUGACGAAAAGAAGUCGGGCUUCAACAUGCCCAGGAGCCUGAUCAAGGUGGCUCCAGUGGUGGAGACGGAUACCCUCCCGGAGAAGAAGGACAUCCAGACUGUGAGUGGGGGGCUCCAGGCUCCUUCCAGUAAGGCUCCUCCUCCAGUAUUCCCGGAUGAUAUCCCGCUCCAUAUGCGGUACAGGGACAAGGUGUCCUGGUGGGCCAUCCUGUACCGGUCUGUUCCUGAUGCGAUCGGAAUCGGAGGGAUGAAGUAUGCCUUCAACCCGGCGGAGGUCAAGUGGAGAAGAUUCUCUUGGCUUUUGCUUGUGAUGGGUGCAUUUGGUGCUCUGACCUACCAAGUCGUUGACAGGGCACAGCAUUUUGCCAGUCAUCCUAAGAGCGUGGACGUGUCCAUCAACUACACAGCACCAAUCACUUUUCCUUCAGUCGCAAUAUGUAACUAUAACACAUUCAGAGCUUCUCUGUUGUCAGGAACUGAGCUUGGUGAUUUCCUGACCACCGCUGCUACUGAUCCUUCUUCUCUCGACAUGAAUAAUUAUUACGAUAUACUGACCUCCACUAAUAUGAGCUAUCUGAUGAAAAACUACGCCCAUGAACUGAAUCUGUCCGUCUUAUUUGCAAACUUUGGUGGGUCAGAUAUUGACAGAGAGGCAAACUUCUCGAUAGCCCUGACCGAAUGGGGACCUUGUUUUAUUUUCAACGAUGCUAAUAAUGGUUACCCACCUGCAACUGUGGAACGUGCAGGUAAAGCGUACGGGUUGGAAUUAAUGCUUGAUGUCCAACAGUGGGAGUACUUCUUCGGACCGUUCAAUCGUAUCUCGGCAGGAUUCCAGAUCCUUCUUUACGACUACGGUUCCGUGCCCAUGGUCGAAGAUCACGGCUUCGGUAUCUCACCCGGAACCCAUGCCCAUGUCGGAAUCGAAGUUACCGAUGUAAAUAAUCUGGAACCCCCCUUUGGUUCGUGCGAAGAUAAAGAAUUAAAAUACUUUGAUCACUACGGCUAUGCGGAGUGCGACCAUGAAUGCAAAGGCGACUUCUAUAUUGAAAAAUGCGGAUGCGUGCCCUGGGCUGCCCCAGAAAACGAUUCUUUAGUGGAGUGCAACAACUGGGAACUGUAUACUUGUGUUUUUCCAAAUUCCGCGCUGUUUGUAACCAACCAUACUUGCGAUUGUCCAGUGCCUUGUAGUUUUCGGACCUACAAGCCUACAGUCUCGACGACACAGUUCCCGUCGACGUUCUGGACUAAUGUCUAUUCUGCGAUAUAUGGUUUCCCUGCAGAGGUUUUUCCAGAAAACAUCUGUUAUCUAUCGAUAUACUUUCAAGAGAUGAGUAUUCAACAGAUAAAUCAACAGGUUGAUUACACGUUCUUCAGUUUACUUUGUGACAUUGGCGGCUCUCUGGGACUCUGGCUCGGCGGCAGCGUACUCACUGUAUUUGAAUUUUGCGAUCUUUUUAGUAAUUCAAUUUAUGUCUACACGAAACGAGUGCCAAAUAAAUUUUGAAACUAUAAACGCCCAUUGAAAAUACGUAUUAUUUUGUAAGAUUAUAAUAAUUCUUUCACAAUGCAAUUUUGUCGCAGGGCAGUACAUAAUUAUAAAGAUAACUUAUAUAGAUAAGUUAUCUUU
Molecule: messenger RNA, 1918 nt
Organism: Lytechinus variegatus (green sea urchin)
Lineage: Eukaryota; Metazoa; Echinodermata; Echinoidea; Temnopleuroida; Toxopneustidae
Product: amiloride-sensitive sodium channel subunit beta-like
Exons: 11
Coding region: 272-1795 (507 amino acids)
Biological process (GO): sodium ion transmembrane transport
Cellular component (GO): membrane
Molecular function (GO): ligand-gated sodium channel activity
Source: RefSeq, a predicted model, not a curated record